Molecule: messenger RNA, 2170 nt
Organism: Tinamus guttatus (white-throated tinamou)
Lineage: Eukaryota; Metazoa; Chordata; Aves; Tinamiformes; Tinamidae
Gene: MYO19
Product: myosin XIX
Biological process (GO): actin filament organization
Cellular component (GO): myosin complex; membrane; cytoplasm
Molecular function (GO): ATP binding; microfilament motor activity; actin filament binding
Source: RefSeq, a predicted model, not a curated record
AUGCAUGGUGACCUCAGUGGCUCUUUUGAAGAAGUUAGAGCCCUUUUCAGUGAUGAAGAAAAACUACAUCUUUUUGAUGACCUAACAAAAGUUAAUCCGGUGACAACUACAACAGUUUUGAAAUGUCUUCAAGCAAGAUAUGCAGUAAACUCAUUUUAUACAAAUGCUGGCUGCAGCCUUGUGGCUUUAAAUCCAUUUCAGUCCAUCUCCUGCCUCUAUUCACCUGAACUUAUGAGAGAGUAUCACGUCGCACCUCGCCCUCAGGAUUUAAAACCUCACAUAUUUGCAGUGGCUGAGCAAACCUACAGAAAUGUCCAAAGCCAGCUAGACCUCGUAAACCAGUCUAUAAUUGUUAGUGGAGAAAGUGGUGCUGGGAAGACCUGGACAUCUCGCUGCCUUAUGAAAUUUUAUGCUACCGUUGCUGCUUCAGUUACUUCCCCCAAAGACAAUGAAACUGUGGAAAGGAUAGAGAAGAGAGUUUUGGAUUCCAACCCUGUCAUGGAAGCAUUUGGAAAUGCAUGUACCCUGCGGAAUAGCAACAGUAGUCGUUUUGGAAAAUAUAUCCAGCUUCAGUUAGACAGAUUCCACCAUCUGAGUAGUGCUUCCAUUCAGACAUUCCUCUUGGAGAAGACCAGAGUUGCCUAUCAGGCACCCAGUGAAAGAAACUUCCAUAUUUUUUACCAGAUCACAAAAGGUGCCACUGAAGAAGAGAGGUUGGAGUGGAAACUUCCCAAAGGAGCUCACUACCACUGGCUGCCAAAUUCUGAGAAAGACUUAGAUGAGGACUGCUUCGAGGUGACCAGAGAUGCAAUGUUUCACUUGGGCAUUGAUCACUCCACGCAGAACAAUAUUUUCAAGGUAUUGUCAGGCCUUCUCCAUCUUGGGAACAUUCAGUUCUCUAAUUCACUGGAUGAAUCUCAGCCUUGUGAAGUACAAGACAAAGCCAAAGAAUUUGUGAAGAGUACUGGAGAUCUACUGAAGAUACCCAUGGAGGAGCUUCUAGAGGCAUUAAGAAUUCGAACAAUAACUGCUGGAAAACAACAGCAGGUCUUCAAGAAGCCUUGCUCCAGAGCUGAGUGUGAGACUAGGAGGGACUGCCUGGCCAAAGUGGUCUAUGCUAAAUUGUUUGAAUGGCUUGUUCUGGUCAUAAAUGAAAGCAUCUAUGCAGGUCCGUCGGUGUGGACCAACUUCAUAGGUUUGCUGGAUGUUUAUGGUUUUGAAUCUUUCCCUGAAAACAACUUGGAACAACUUUGUAUUAAUUAUGCCAAUGAGAAACUACAGCAGCACUUUGUAGCACACUAUCUGAAGGCACAACAGGAGGAAUAUGCAGCUGAAGGUCUAGAAUGGUCUUUCAUAAACUACCAGGACAACCAGAACUGCCUUGAUCUGAUAGAGGGCAGUCCUCUCAGCAUCUUUUCUUUGCUGAAUGAGGAGUGUCGUCUGAACAGAUCCUCUAAUACUGACUUGUUUCAAACUCGGAUUGAAAAAGCCUUGUCUAAUAACCAAUGUUUAAGUCGAAACAAGUUUAGUAAGAAGCCUAAUUUUAUUAUUUCACAUUAUGCUGGCAAAGUCUGCUAUCAGCUGGCAACAAUGGUGGAGAAAAAUAAGGACCCUGUUCCACCAGAGGUGGUCCAUGUUUUGCAGAACUCACAGGACCCUUUGCUUCAAAAAUUAUUUCCUGUGAUAGAAAGGAACCAAAAUAACAUCACUACCCAGAACAGGGCAGCUGUUGUUACAGUGGUGUCAAAGUUCAAGGGAUCCCUUGAACAUCUGAUGCAAAUCUUGAACAGCACUACACCUCAUUAUAUCAGAUGCAUUAAGCCUAAUGCUGACUGCAAGGCAAUGACUUUCAAAGGAGAAGAGGUUCUCAGCCAGCUUCAGGCAUGUGGGAUAGUAGAAGCCAUCUCCAUCAGUGCAGCUGGCUUCCCUAUUAGGGUCUCCUUCCAAAGUUUCCUCGAGCGCUAUGAAAUACUGAGAAAGUUACGUGGGUCCAAUAAAAACAGUAUAUGGGAUAAAAACAGCCAUCAUACUGCCAAGAGAAAAGGUAUGUUUCUUUUCAUAGUCCCUCUGCUAUAAAGUAAAAUAUAUCACUGCACCAACUUGAUAUCAUAUAGAUAGAUGCAAUUACUGAAUUCAGCAAUACAGAAACCAUUAAUCUCAAGAUUAAGGU